Molecule: messenger RNA, 1332 nt
Organism: Truncatella angustata
Lineage: Eukaryota; Fungi; Ascomycota; Sordariomycetes; Amphisphaeriales; Sporocadaceae
Product: cation efflux protein
Exons: 6
Coding region: 1-1332 (443 amino acids)
Biological process (GO): intracellular zinc ion homeostasis; zinc ion transmembrane transport
Cellular component (GO): membrane
Molecular function (GO): zinc ion transmembrane transporter activity
Source: RefSeq, a predicted model, not a curated record
AUGGCUUUGCUUAGGAUUUCCUCAACGCAGAAGCUCUGUACCAUAAUUGCAAUAUCAUUCGCUUUCUUUGUAGCCGAAAUUGCUGCUCAACGAUCUUAUCGGGUCACUCAACGUGAUACGUCGCCGAAAGCCUUCUCUUUCGGAUGGGCACGAGCUUCAUUAUUGGGCGCCUUUUUCAACGGUGUUUUUCUACUGGCUCUUGGUGUCUCGAUCUUUCUUCAAUCACUUGAGCGGUUUAUCUCUAUACAACAUGUUGAAGACCCGAAACUUGUCCUCAUUAUGGGAGCAAUCGGUCUUGUUCUUAACAUAUUUAGUGCCGUCUUGUUAGGCCAUGAUCACCACGGACAUGACCACAGCCAUGGCCAAAGUCACGAUCAUAGUUAUGAUCUUGAGGGUGCAAACGGCCACAACCAUCUUGGACAUGGUCACAGCCAUGAGCGUAAUGCAAAUUCAGGUGACGCAUCAGGGCUGGGCCUGGGCCAUAACCACGGGAUUACGCAUGAUCAAUUCCCAGCUCAGACACCAGGUCACUCUACGGUGCACAGUCAUCUUCCAGUCAAUAUUGAGACCGGAAUGAGUAGUAUUGAAAGUGCUGAUCAGACGCCUAUGACGCCCAUCAGUGCUCAUGCCGAUCAUCGUCAUAACAUUGCGACGCUCUCUUCGCCUGGCAGAGACCUUGGUAUGAUGGGAGCUUUGAUUCACGUCAUCAGCGAUGCCUUGAAUAAUAUCGGUGUUAUUAUCGCAGCGCUAGUCAUUAUGUUCGCCAAGUAUGAGGGUCGAUUUUAUGCAGAUCCAGGAGUCAGCUUGGGCAUCGCAGUAAUGAUCUUGAUCUCCUCAAUACCUCUGGUUCAGAACAGUGGGAAGAUACUAAUGCAGAGUGCACCACAUGGUGUGGAUUUCGACGACGUGAAACAUGAUCUUGAGAAGAUUCCGGGGAUCGAAUCAGUUCACGAGUUACAUAUAUGGCGCUUGGACCAGAGGAAAGCCAUCGCAUCGGCACACGUCGUAGUUUCGGAGAACAACAUAUCCAGUUUCAUGGAGAAUGCAAAAACCAUCAAGGAAUGUCUGCACGCCUACGGUAUACAUUCUGCCACUCUACAACCUGAACUUACCCAAUCUCGACCACCCACAUCAUAUACAGAAUCAACAGCUCCUCCCGCAGUGGAAACCACUUCCGAGCCCAUAGCACCCAGAACAUCACAAGACCUCACUGCGUCCAUUUCUGGCUCGUCGCUUAGAAGGCGACGCGUCGAUGAGACUGCUUGCCAAAUGGGGUGUGGGAGUCUUUGCAAGAAUUUAACGUGCUGCGCCGGGCCAUCAAGAGUACUAUAA